AUGACGAUGCUUGCGAUGGCGCGAGGAUCGGAGGAGCGUCGGGAUAAGCCCGAGGAUGAGGCUGAAGGGGAAACUGAGGCCAACGGCGAGGUUGACGUCGUGGGGGUGGAGGAGGCCGCGCCUGUGGACCUGACGAGGAGGUUGGGGCUGACGCGGCCGCCCGACAGGCCAGCCAUAGCAUUCUCCGUGGAGAAUAUCCUGGACCCCACGAAGUUCACGGGCCGGUCCGAAGUACCGCUGCGGUACGACGAGCAGUACUGGCGGCCACAUUACGACAGGGACGACAGUGACUCCGAUCCUUAUAUCCGCAACCCGUAUCCCCAAGAGGUCGGCAACGCACUCGUAACUUCUUUGGAGUUGCGGGUGUCCAUGGGGGCGCCGAUUGCUUACCAUCAGAUAUUUAUAAGUUGUUCGAAAUUCAGGCAGACGAAUUACCUGAUGCACAGGGUGGCAAACGAACAGACUUUGUUACCUGAUGUAAAAGACCACUUGCAGCACUCGGAUAUCGAAGCAGAUGAAGUGGAGACGGAUGACCAGACCUCAAACCUAGACGAUGACAUCCUCACGCAAUCAGACCUGGACGAAAAUGGGGAUCCCAAAAGCCCCACAAGUUCCAGCUCAAAAAAAGGGAAGAGCAGCUCUUCGAGAGACUCCAAAGGUGGCACAAAGCCUAGAAGAGCAAGAACAGCCUUCACUUAUGAGCAGCUGGUUUCUUUGGAGAAUAAGUUUAAGACAACGAGGUACCUGUCAGUCUGCGAGAGGCUGAAUCUGGCGCUGAGUUUGAGCUUGACUGAAACACAGGUCAAAAUCUGGUUCCAAAAUCGUCGCACGAAAUGGAAAAAGCAGAAUCCGGGGAUGGAUGUCAACAGUCCAACGGUUCCACCACCUUCGGCGGGGGGCUUCCCAUCGGGGCCCUACCCUGGGGGUCUAUUGUACUCCCACGGGGUCCCAUACCCGUUCACAGGACCAGGUCCUUACGCCCCCUACUUUCAUCACCUUGCAGCCAAUCAUCAUCACUCUCAUGGUAGCCUGGGACACUCUCACACGUGA
Messenger RNA from Spodoptera exigua (beet armyworm), 1050 nucleotides. Lineage: Eukaryota; Metazoa; Arthropoda; Insecta; Lepidoptera; Noctuidae. The record is from the annotation of a GenBank genome assembly.